Molecule: messenger RNA, 795 nt
Organism: Neurospora tetraspora
Lineage: Eukaryota; Fungi; Ascomycota; Sordariomycetes; Sordariales; Sordariaceae
Exons: 1
Coding region: 1-795 (264 amino acids)
Source: RefSeq, a predicted model, not a curated record
AUGCCUGGACGCAACGACGAGGGCUGGGAGAUGGACGACCCAAAUGCGCCCACGCAGGUUGGUCCGGACGCCCCAGACCCGCCCUCAGACCCCGCCGUGCUUCGGAAAGAAGCUCUCGACGCAAUGAGUAACGGACAACACUACAGAAAGGCUCCGGAGUGGUACAAAACUGUUUUUGAAAUUAUAUGUGAAGAGCCGGAGGAGGGGGAGCCGGAGGACAACGAGCCCACCUCCAGCCAAGUGGAUUGGAUAGAGCACCUGAACAACUUGGGGCGCCACGACCCCGGCAAAUGGAUAGGCUACGCGUUGGGGGUUUUGUCCAAGCUAAACAGCGAAACCAUCAACUCUUGCUUCAAAUCAUGUGGCGAAGUGCUUGGUACGUCUGGUCAACGCGACAAAUGGCUCGAAUGGCAUUUAAAAAUGUGGAUAAGUGUGGUGGCUCCUUUGCUGCGUAUCUACGAAGUGGAGGACGAGAUAGUGAACUCUUUGGUUGAAUUCUGUCGACAAGCGGGUUUCGAGCAUAUGGAUGAUGACUGGCUUGAGAUACAGACUCGUUGUAUUAAAGCACUUUUAGAGGAAAUGAGAUGGCCAAGCCUCGAUGGCGUACCCAAACCGAGCCCAACUUAUGUGAUGGUGGGCUAUAAGGAGGCUAGAGAAGAGCCUGUUUCUGCAAUUACAAGAGCCCUUCAUGGGAACCCCCCGAGCGGGGGUAGCAUGGGGAUGAUGGGCGGAGACGCUGCUAUGAAUGCUUUUCGGGAUCGGUUCGCCGGAGGCCGUCAGGGUCAAGGUCAUUAA